This is a messenger RNA of Gasterosteus aculeatus aculeatus (three-spined stickleback), 1129 nucleotides long. RefSeq names its product dual specificity protein phosphatase 18. NCBI's taxonomy places the organism in Eukaryota, Metazoa, Chordata, Actinopteri, Perciformes, Gasterosteidae. The record is from RefSeq and is a predicted model, not a curated record. Gene Ontology annotation, molecular function: MAP kinase tyrosine/serine/threonine phosphatase activity. Gene Ontology annotation, cellular component: cytoplasm. Gene Ontology annotation, biological process: protein dephosphorylation.
GUGCUGGAGCCCGACGGGGAGACCGUCCUGGGGCCGCCACUUUUGGACUGGGCCAAGUACUCCUGGAGCUGUCGGUUUAGUUCCGCCAUGACGGAGGGAGCUAACUGGCUAACGAGACCAGACGCAGACACAACAAGACGAGAGGAGUCGACCAGCAGGUGUCAUGGCGGUGUCUCAGGUCACGCCCACCUUGUUCCUGGGUGGGGCCGACGCCCCCCUGAACGCCGCCCUGGUGUCCCGGAAGAACAUCACCCUGAUCGUGAACGCCACGCUCAGCCACGCCAGCCCCUGCUACCCGGGGGUGGAGUGCGUGCGCGUCCCCGUCGCCGACCUUCCUGGCGCCCGCCUCGGAGACCACUUUGACCGGGUGGCCGAGCGUAUCCACGGCAACGGGGCGGGGGCCACCCUGGUGCACUGCGCGGCCGGUGUGAGCCGGUCCCCGGCCUUGGUGAUGGCGUAUCUCAUGCGCUACCGGGCAGUGACGCUGCGCCAAGCGCACCGCUGGGUGCAGGAGAGCCGGCCCUUCGUCCGCCUCAACGCCGGCUUCUGGGAGCAGCUGCUGCGGUACGAGCGGAGGCUCUACGGGAAGAACACCGUGAGGGUGGCCGCGGUCAGAGAGACCCCGCCCAGGAUCGGACCGCCACCGCUGACCUACAGGCAGGUCCCAAGGUCAACUAUGACGUCACGACCUCAAGUGAUGAUGUCGGCAAACAGGCUGAGAAGAAACUCUUCUUCAAUGGCUAAAACUACAUUACCCACAAUGCAACAGCAACUCUGACAAUGGACUGCACGUUGGCGGCGACCUCAGUUAACUUUCCACGUGAGCAUCUAGAGGUUUAACCUGUCACUUCACGCUGGGAUGGACAGGUGUGUGCCCGGAGCCAGUGACAUCACGGGGGGCGUGGCUACAGGUGCACCUUUACACCUGCUGCAUGGGGUUAAUCACUAAGGUUGCUUUUUGUCAUGACCUCUGUAGAUGCUGGUGUCAUAACCUUGCUCAUGACAACAGGGCGAACUAGGCAGCGUGAAUGAUUUAAAUAAGGAAUAAACUGAACGUAUCGUUUGUAAUGUAUAAGGUGUGUCUCUGUAACUGAAAUAAACCCCCCAAAAGAUGUGCCAAGCAGCGUGA